CAAGCUGUGAGGUUGAUUUGCAAAUGUAAAUGUAUUAUACAGAAUUUUAACAUUUCUGGAUGUCUAGAUCUUCAAGAAAACAUGCCUUAGACGUUCUUUACUUGAUGAUAAAGAUAAUGUUUUUUCAAUGAAAGAAAAAUUUCAUUUAUUGAUGUUUUACUGUCGCCAGUAAAUAACAACACUGAAAUUCUAACAGUGUUUAUCGACAUUUUAUGGAGUAAAAACAUGGAUUUGGACGCAUUUUUAACGUCUGUUUUUCCAACUCCGGACAAAGACGAUAUCGCUACUCCAAKGAGACUUCUUGAGUACAGUAACUUGCAGGAGCACAUUGAAGAUAUAUUAAAUCAGUUUGAGUAUCCUGUUCAACCAGAACAAGAUCAAAGAGAAAGAGCAAUCAAUGAUGGUAGGAUUGGACCUUUGGUUGUUGGCAUUGAUAAAAGCAGUCUUUGUGGAUCAAUGAGUGUUAAAGAUAACAUUGAGCUUGAAAGUCAAAGUAACUUCAGUAGUGUGAGGUCCAACAUUUGUGUCUGCAAAGGGAAAUUUAUGUAUGAGAUUCUACUUGGGUCAAAAGGAAUUAUGCAACUUGGUUGGGCAACWCUAAGCUGUACAUUUACCAAUGAGGAAGGAGUUGGAGACACAAAUGACUCCUUUGCAUAUGAUGGGCACAGAGUAAGAAAAUGGAACUAUUCUACAGCCAAAUAUGGCGAGGUAUNGAUGGCAGGUGAUGUCAUUGGAUGCUCCAUUGACCUGGAUAAAGGGGAGAUYUCAUACUCUAGAAAUGGUAAAGACCUGGGUGUAGCAUUCAAUAAUGURCGAUAUGGACCAGGGCUGGCUUACUUUCCUGCCGUCAGUCUCUCAUAUGGAGAAUCUUGUCAGCUUAAUUUUGGAGCCUGUCCAUUUAAAUUUCCAAUGGAGGGAUUCAAACCUUUGCAAGACCCUCCCACAGCUCAUGUUGCCAAGGCCAUUGAACUAAUGAAUUGCUUGGAGAGAUUAUUACCAUCACCUGAUCGGAUUCCAUCUCUUCCUUUGUCACUACGUGCAAGAUCGGACUCGCUCUCUUUUCUCACUAUUUCUCAUGUGUUUGAAAAACUUGGACCACUUCUUACAAAAGGGUAUGCUGUUGAGAAGGUUCUUCUGCCAUUUCUUCUCAAGUCAUGCUCUGGUGGAAACCCCUUGUCAGAUCAACCAGGAGUUAARAAGAUGCUCGAUUUGAUGUGGGCUUGUAUGGAGGAUUUUGAGCUGCAGCCAUGUAUGGARCAAUUACUGUUUGCACUCAUUAAAGCUUAUUGGUAUCAACCUGUUACUUUGGACUUCAAACAUCAGUCCGAUGAAAAAGAUAAAGCUGAGUAUGACGAAGCUUGUCAAAAACUGAGAACAAAAAUUCAAAUAUUGGAAGAUGUUCAGGUGGAAAUGUGUAAAAUUCUGCUCCAAAAUGAUGACUCUCCAAGUCAGGGUACAAAGUCAACAAGAUCAAUGUUCCUGGACAAGUUCAGAAAAUACCUACAAGAGAACAUGCUUACAACCUUGAAUUUGCAGCCAUCAACUGCAUGCGGAGGUCCAGUCAUUACCUGUUUCUACCAUAGACUAAUCCAGGCUAUCAGAUAUCACUGGGAUAACACAGGCAAUGGUACUUACAGGACCAGCAAUGAUGCCUAUGUCCCUCUCCACACGUUCUUUGAUGAUAGUGUUCAGUACUGGGAUAUGUCAAGGUUGGGUGGAGUGAUUUCUCAUCUCAGAUUGCAGCCAUCAACUGCAUGCGGAGGUCCAGUCAUUACCUGUUUCUACCAUAGACUAAUCCAGGCUAUCCGAUAUCACUGGGAUAACACAGGCAAUGGUACUUACAGGGCCAGCAAUGAUGCCUAUGUCCCUCUCCACACGUUCUUUGAUGAUAGUGUUCAGUACUGGGAUAUGUCAAGGUUGGGUGGAGUGAUUUCUCAUCUCAGAAAGUCAUAUGAUACAAUUGUGAAGGAGGAGCUUAACAAACAAAAGUCAGCAGCAUUUGGUGGAGAUACUUUGGCCGAGCAGGACUGGCAGCAAGAUUCCUCAUUGGUCAGAAUGCUUGAUGAUGUCAUCACUCUGUACCACAUUGCUGUGCACAAACAACUCUCAAAGUAUCCAGAUGCAGACAGUACUCUUGACAGCAUGGCAGAACUCUUGUGCACUCAUUUCACAGACAAAAGAAUUAUCAAUCCAGAUUUGAGAGAUAUCAUCAUUCAAGCAUUGGCAGCCUUUGUAUGUUAUCCAGACAGUCUGAAGACAAUUGAAAGAAUGCAAAGUGACUUGUUGGAUAAUUUUGUACGUUCACUGAUGGGUGCGUAUGACAAGCGUUCAUGGGUCCAAACAACAUGGAUACUUGUUCGGAUAUGGAAGGGUUGUGGAUUUGCAUUCAGAUAUACAAGYUCACAGGACAUUUACACAUCAGCUUUUCCUGAACAAGGUCACUUAAGAGCGAGUCUUCAGCCUCCAUGUCCUUCGGAAGUCCUACAAGGAGUCAUUGCCAAGCUUUGUUUGUCUGAUGUGAAACUUGCGGAUGAAUUUCUUAAUGGGGUCUUAAACCAACUGAAUUGGGCCUUCUCUGAAUUCAUUGAAAUGUUGCAAGAGAUCCAACAAGCAACUAAUCGACUUGAAAUCAGCGUGGAAAAGAGACAGUUGCGAACCUGUGCUGUGUGUUUUGAUCUGACUGUUGGUCUUCUGAGGGUUCUGGAAAUGGUGUCCACCGCUGUUCCACAAGUAUUUACUGACUGGAAAAUGCAGUCGUCUGAACUACAUAUAGCAAGACUUUUCCAGCUUCUAACUCAAGUUCUUAAUCGCAUCACUGCCUGCUCUAAUCUGUUUGAUAAYGUUACAAGACUUCACUUACCAGGGCUCGAGACUGUAGACAGGUUUCCUGUACUCGGUGCYGUUGCUGGGAUACUUAUAACUCUACUUAUGCACGGUACCAAUGAAAGUAAGGAGCGCAGUACUUCAGCGUUAUUAGCCGACCCAGGCUUCACUCUUGAGUCUGUAGAGUUYCUUAUUGGCGGGAAGUCAUCCAUUCCUGGAAAAGCUGUGACAUUACAGCAGUUUUCAUUUAUUAGACUGCUCAACAAAGAUGUCAGCGCAGACGAAGUCAAAGAAGUWCAGGAUCUCGUGAGCUAUCUUGAGCAGCAAAGUACGAAAGUGCGUCUUGAAAAGCAAGAGUCUGUAGACGUUGACGAAGUUUGUCCUAUCUGCUAYGCCAUGAAGAUAUCUGUCAGAUUUGUUCCUUGUCAACAUGUUUCUUGCAAAUCGUGUAUAACUCGCCAUCUUAUGAACCACAAGGAAUGCUUCUUCUGUAAGGAAAUGGUUGAAAAACUUGAAGAUAUCACUAAAAAUGGAUAAAAUCAGAACACCUCUUUUACCCUGUUAGUUACUGUAAUAAUGUAAACAAUAAAGAAAGAACUAAGUUUA
Molecule: messenger RNA, 3429 nt
Organism: Exaiptasia diaphana
Lineage: Eukaryota; Metazoa; Cnidaria; Anthozoa; Actiniaria; Aiptasiidae
Product: E3 ubiquitin-protein ligase RNF123
Exons: 34
Coding region: 226-3360 (1044 amino acids)
Cellular component (GO): cytoplasm
Molecular function (GO): protein binding; ubiquitin-protein transferase activity
Source: RefSeq, a predicted model, not a curated record